GGAGCGAAAUCCCGGAUGUGAGUGGGGCGGCGGGGCCGGGGGUGGCCGCGGCGGAGUCCAUGGCGGCGGUGGCAGUGGUGGGCGGGCGCCAUGGAUGAUCUGCGCCUGCAUUACCGCUUCCUGAGCUGGCGGCGGCGGAUCCGGGAGAUCCGGGAGGUGCGCGCCGUGCGCUACCAGGAGCGCGCCAAGCACGUGCUGGUGGACGGGGACACGCUCAGCUACCACGGGGACUCGGGCGAGGUGGGCUGCUACGUGGCGCCGCGGCCGCUGACGCGGGACAACAACUACUUUGAGGUGUCCAUUGUGGACAGCGGAGUGCGGGGUGCCAUCGCGGUGGGGUUGGUGCCGCAGCACUACAGCCUGGAGCACCCCCCCGGCUGGCUGCCCGGCUCGGUGGCGUACCACGCCGAUGACGGCAAGCUGUACAGCGGCCGCGCCAAGGGGCGGCAGUUCGGCACCAAGUGCAGCUCCGGAGAUCGCAUCGGCUGCGGCAUCGAGCGCGUCUCCUUCGAGGUGCAGACAGCACAGGUCUUCUUCACCAAGAACGGGAAAAGGGUGGGCUGCUCAGCCAUGCCACUGUCCCCCGAGGGGCUGUUCCCGGCGGUGGGGCUGCACUCGCUGGGGGAGGAGGUGCGGCUGCACCUCCGUGCUGCGCUGGAGGACGACAGCGCCAUGAUGGUGGACAGCCACGAGGAGGAGUGGGGCCGUCUGCACGACGUGCGCGCCUGUGGCACGCUGCUGGAGUACGUGGGUAAGGGGAAGAGCAUCGUGGACGUGGGGCUGGCGCAGGCGCGGCGCCCACUCAGCACCCGCAGCCAUUACUUCGAGGUGGAGAUCGUGGACCCGGGCGAGAAGUGCUACAUCGCGCUGGGGCUGGCGCGCAAGGAUUACCCCAAAAACCGGCACCCCGGCUGGAGCAGGGGAUCGGUGGCGUACCAUGCGGAUGAUGGGAAGAUCUUCCACGGCAGCGGCGUGGGGGACCCAUUCGGUCCCCGCUGCUACAAAGGGGACACGAUGGGCUGCGGCAUUAUGUUCCCCCGCGACUACAGCCUGGACAGCGAAGGGGACAGCGACGAGCCGUGUGAUACAGCACUGCCAGCGCGGCGCGCGGUGCGCAAUGUCACCUAUGUGUCCCCUGAGGACGAGGAGGAGGAAGAGGAGGAGGAGGAGGAAGAUGACGAGGGGGGGGGCACGGAGCAGGAGCGCGGUGGCACCAAAGUGGUGGUGUUCUUCACACGCAACGGGCAGAUCAUCGGCAAGAAGGAGGCGCGGGUGCCACCGGGGGGGUAUUUCCCCACUGUGGGGAUGCUGAGCAGUGGUGAGAAGGUGAAGGUGGACCUGCACCCCCUCAGCGGGUAGGGGGCAUCCCCCCUACCCCCCCCCCUCAUGGUGGGAUACCCCCUCCAUGUUGGCAGGGGUCCCUACUUUGCACCUCCCCCGGUAUUGUCCCUAUUCUGCUGAAUGUAUAACACCCCUAAAGUGGAGGGGGGGGGGGGG
Molecule: messenger RNA, 1497 nt
Organism: Gallus gallus (chicken)
Lineage: Eukaryota; Metazoa; Chordata; Aves; Galliformes; Phasianidae
Gene: SPRYD3
Product: SPRY domain containing 3
Exons: 11
Coding region: 91-1359 (422 amino acids)
Molecular function (GO): protein binding
Source: RefSeq, a predicted model, not a curated record